Molecule: messenger RNA, 6500 nt
Organism: Alosa sapidissima (American shad)
Lineage: Eukaryota; Metazoa; Chordata; Actinopteri; Clupeiformes; Clupeidae
Product: leucine-rich repeat transmembrane neuronal protein 4
Exons: 3
Coding region: 765-2813 (682 amino acids)
Molecular function (GO): protein binding
Source: RefSeq, a predicted model, not a curated record
ACGAGAUGUUAACCAGUGAAAAGCCUCCUGCUCCGUUUUUGUCCGAUGUGGGGUUGAUCGUCGAAGACAGAGAUAUUGUUCAAACAGAAGUACGUUUACCUGUAGUGUUUUAUUAUUGUUUUCUGCAAAGCGACUGAAGCUUUCUGCGGAUUUCAUUUUUUUAUUUUAUGGUGUGUGUGUGUGUGCGAUGCGAACUCCUUGUCAGUCUAGUGGGCUCCACUCAAACGCACUCAGACGCAUUCUCACAAAGGGAAGCUGGAGCCGUCCCCGGUCCCCGUCUCUCGGGAGAGAGCCAGCUUGCGCAGUGUGCCAGAAUGGAUAGACGUGAGGUGGCGAGAACGUCUUGUCUGGGAAUUUUCAACUUAACAUGGUGGUGUAUUGCUUUAUGUAACUUGGAUGUGGAAUAGUCUGGAUUCUUUUGCAUCCCGCGUUGACAGCAUCAAAUCGUGGAGAAGACCCGUAUUGUUUUGACGCACUGACUGUAUGUAUAGUUGCACGUACUUUUGUAAAAUCAACUGAGCGCCAAAAAGAGAUAUGUUCCAUGGGCUUGUCCGUUUGACAUUCGGAUAUCACGGAUCUCACCGGUGUUCUGGCGGCAGCCGUUAGCAGGUGCGCGUCAAGAUCAGCGGCUGCGCGAGCUGCCGAGGUCCUGCAACAGAACCAAGCCGAACUGAUCUGAGCAGUGUGAGUGUGUCAUGCGGAGUCGUCUGCCGGCCGCGAGAAGCCUCUAAACCCCGUGGACAGGAGCUGAAAUAUCAGCGGACAUGGGUUCGGCCAUGCGGCGGCGCUGGUUCAUGGUGCCCCUGCUGCUGGUGCAGGCGUGGCUGUCGGCGUUGCCGUGCCUCGCGGAGCGCCCGUGUCCCAAGAGCUGCCGCUGCGACGGCAAGAUCGUCUACUGCGAGUCCAGCGCCUUCCGUGACGUGCCCAAGAACCUGUCAGGCGGCUGCCAGGGCCUGUCGCUGCGCUACAACAGCUUAGCCGGUCUGCGCGCCGGUCAGUUCGUGGGUCUCAACCAGCUCAUCUGGCUCUACCUGGACCACAACUACAUCGCCAGCGUGGACGCGCGCGCCUUCCAGGGCAUCCGGAGGCUGAAGGAGCUCAUCCUGAGCUCCAACAAGAUCACCAUGCUGCACAACACCACCUUCCACCCGGUCCCCAACCUGCGCAACCUGGACCUGUCCUACAACAAGCUCCAGGCUCUGCAGCCCGGUCAGUUCCAGGGCUUGCGGAAGCUGCUGAGCCUCCACAUGCGCUCCAACUCGCUGAAGAAUAUCCCCGUGCGUCUGUUCCAGGACUGCCGCAACCUGGAGUUCCUGGACCUGGGCUACAACCGCCUGCGCAGCAUCACGCGGAACGCCUUCUCGGGUCUGGUCAAGCUGACCGAGCUGCACCUGGAGCACAACCAGUUCUCCAAGAUCAACUUCUCGCUGUUCCCACGCCUCUACAACCUGCGCGCGCUUUACCUGCAGUGGAACCGCAUCCGCUCCAUGAACCAGGCGCUGACGUGGACCUGGACGUCUCUGCUGAAGAUGGACCUGUCCGGCAACGAGCUCCAGGAGAUCGACCCCGAGGUGUACCAGUGGAUGCCCUCUCUGCACACCCUCAACCUGGACUCCAACAAGCUGGUGAACGUGUCGGCCGAGGCCGUGGCCAACUGGGUGUCGGUCACCACCAUCAGCCUGGCGGGCAACAUGUGGGACUGCGGCGCCGCCGUCUGCCCCCUGGUGGCCUUUCUGAGGAACAUCAAGGGCGGCACCAAGGAGAUCACCAUGAUCUGCGCCUCGCCCAAGGAGCAGCAGGGCGAGAAGGUCAUGGAGGCCGUGGAGACCAACGGCGUCUGCAAGCUCACUCCGACCGCCAACGCACCCACCGACGCCCGAACCCCCGCCGAGACCGAGCCCCGACCCCACACGCCCCUCACCUCUGGCCAUGGGAGGAAAGCGGUCGAAGCAGGCACUCCCUGGGUGUUGGCCACCCCAUUCCCCCCGACCCAGUCGGCGGAGCCGCCUCCUCCCGACCAGGACCGGGAGCCCGUGUCCUUCCACAAGAUCGUGGCGGGCAGCGUGGCGCUCUUCCUGUCGGUGGCCAUGAUCCUGCUGGUCAUCUACGUGUCGUGGAAGCGCUACCCGAGCAGCGUCAAGCAGCUGCAGGAGAACUCGGCGUCGGCGCGGAAACGCCGGAAAAAGGCCCGCGAGACGGAGAGCACACUCAGCUCUCCACUGCAGGAGUACUAUGUGGACUACAAGCCCGCCGGACCCGAGGCCAGCGACGUGCUGGUCAACGGAACCGGACCCUGCGCCUACUCCGUCUCUGGCUCGCGCGAGUGUGAGGUCCCUCAUCAGAUGAGCACGCUGGCGUUCUAUCGGUACGAGCAGCCCAUUGUGGACUACUGUCAGGCCCACCAGCCCAUGCGUCUGCACGUGGGCUACGAGGGCCCCCCCCAGUGCGUCCCCCAGGGCAUGGAGCCCCUGGAGCAGCUGGGCGUGCCACCCUCCCACCCCACUGGCACGGCCACGCGCGACCGCAGUGCCAUCCAGACGGUGGCGCUGCCCGCCAUCCCGCCUGUGGGCACCCGGUCGCCCCCGCCCCCUCUCCGCUCCAACCCGGGCGCGGAGACCCCCAGCGUCCGCUACCCCCACCACCGAGCGCCAGACGUCCACCCUCACCUUCGGACGCUAGUGCGCCCUCGGGGGAGCCGGGACGCGAGGCCGACGAGCGGUGUGGAGCGGACGAGAGUGAGGUCCAGGGCCUUGCAGCUGGGGGCUACUACUUUCAGUAUGAUGAAAGACCACAGACGCGAUCGUGUCGCCUGAUGGGAUUAUCACAGACGGGGUUGAAUUGCAGAUUACGUGAUUCAUCAUCACAGCGAGUUCAUCACAGACCGGAUUAUCUCAAGCAGGAUUAUCUUGGAUGUGAUCGUCACAGACAAAAAAUAAAUAAAUUCCACCGGUGGGACGGAAUUAUCACAGACAGGACUCUGUCUCAGUCACUCGUCUCUUUGGCUGAGGAUUCCUCUUUUAUUAAGGGAGACCGCAGCCUCCAGCGAAAGAUUUCUUCAAACACACACACACACAUACACACACACACACUCUCACACACACAAAGGCCCCUGCAGGGCCGACUGACAGGAAAUGGCUUCAUCUGAGGGGAGUUUGGCCUGCACCUCUCACAGGCCAAUGGUGGCUCUCCAUCCUUCUGAUUUCAUUUGUCUUUCAUUCUUAACAAAAAAGGACACUCUCCCUCCCUCCCUCCCUCUCUCUCUCUCCCCGUGGAACCACAGGCAGGGACGUGACACAGCGAAAUGCGAUAUGAUGGCGCUUCAGAUGUUGCUGUGUUUAACAUGGUUGCCACGCCGACCCCGCAUCACAAUCGGCACCCCGGAAUGGCAACCACUCUGAGGGCUGGAUAAUGGAAUCUUACCCCCCUGCCGUGCGGAGAAUGAAACGAUGAGACGAAAUGCGCAAUAAACAAGGCUUCUGGUGAAAGGUCGGAACGAAACACUCAUAAGAGACUGACAGAGAGCAAGAGAGAGAGAGAGAGAGAGAGAGAGAGAAGGAGAGAGAGAGAGAGAGAAGGCAUUAGAGUGGUGGAGAGAAGUAAAUGAAUGUUUAGCUGAGCUCAAAGGCCUCUCGCUGCUGCACUCAUUCCAAAUGCAAGUCAGCACUCAUAAACAUUGUCAUUAUUUGAUUAAAAAGAGUGAUGUGAUCAGAGAUGAUUGGUUGUAAGACAGACUGAGGGUAAAAAAUAACAAGUCUUUUUUUUUUAUUUGUUUUUUAUUUUAAUCAUCAACUGUUUAAACUGAUGUCUCACUGCUCAGCCGAUGUACACGUGUACCAAAGAUCAAGCUGUUGUUUUAAAUGUACAUAAUGAUCUCUCGUCCUCUCUCUCUUUUUGAGUCCACUCUGCAUGGACAUUAUUUGUACACAGACUCACUUCUCUUUGUGACCACCCCAAAAUGCUCUGCGGACGCUCAACAGUCCAAUGAGAACCUCCGAUGUCCAGCAGAAGGGGAAUACAUGAGACCUUCACCAUCAACUCCUCUUGGACUCCUGUGCUUGCAUUGCGCUGGGCUCACCUUAUCUCUCCCUGCGUCUACAUAAUCAGAUAUUUGGUCAACAACGUCAUGAUUUUUGGAGAGAACCAUCUAUUUUCCCCUUGAGCUGUGUGUGUGUAUGUGUGUGUGUGAGGGUUUGAGAAUAUGGCCCUUCUCUCAUUCCCUACAGCCUACAUCGAGGGUCCUGCUGAACACGACUCCAAGGGAUUGGCCCCCAUUUUUAUCUUAUCUCGCUCCAAAACCCGACUCUCUCUCUCUCUCCCUCUCUCUGUCUCUCUCCACAACUCCUGAAGCAGACCGCAGCGGUCAGUCCGGUCCAUCUAAAAGAGAGGGACCACCAGACCAGUGAAAGGGGGGGUUAUUGCCUGGAUACCCAGAUCCUUGUCACCCGCUGUGCCUGCGUGUUUGGACCUAACACCAUGAAUGUGGACGUGGCACAAGGCCUUUGAAUGCUCUCCGUUUCUCGGCCAUCCGACGUCCUCAGAGGCCGGCCCAGUAACAUUCCCUUUUUUUCGUGAUUUCGUCCCCCCUCGUGGAUUCGCAUUACUUCUGGACCGCACACACACGGAGCCUACCCAGCAUCCUUUGCUGCUUCAGUGACUGGUCUGCCAGACACGCUGCAAAGCCUGACUGCGGGUUAGGCUACGGUGCGCUAAGGCAGAUGACUGACAGUCCAGCGGGCUCAGAUCUUCUCGCUCUCCGGAGAUGUUUGGAGGAAGGGGAGGAGGAGGAAGAAGCUGACAUUGUGUUUGCUGACUAACGCUGAGAUGACUCGAGCGAACGCGAGUUUGAUGUAUAUAGAGAGUAACGAGAGAGAGACUCUGAUCUCUCGGCUUCCUGUGAAACUCGCUGGUGUUUGUGAGCAACAGGAAGCCUGACUCUUAGGGAUGACCCCACCACCCCAACAGAGCUCAAUAUUUUUCUAUCUGCCCUCUGAUACCCCCCACCCCCCGCCCCCCACCUUCAGCUCACACAUCACAUUAGUUAAUACACCACACCCCCACCCCCUACCACACAUCACAUUAGUUAAUACCCCCACAUCCCCGCAUCUCACACAUCACAUUAGUUGAUACCCCCACAUCCUCACAGCUCACACAUCACAUUAGCUAAUACCCCCACAUCCCUGCCCCCCACCACUAGCCACUUAAGCCCACAACUGGCCUGAGGAAACAACUGGCCUGAGGAAAUCUCUCCUCCAAUCAGGGUAAAGUUUUCACCCUUUCUCUCCUCCCUCCUGUCUGACGUGCCCUUAUUUGGUGUUUUCCAAGUUGCUUGUCGUUUCAGUGAGCGUCCAGUGAGGCCUGCUGUACUGAUGCGUUGCGUCCAGUGAGGCCUGCUGUACUGGUGCGUUGGCUCUCUGUAGUGCACCUCACUAUGUUGUGAGGUUCAGCUAUUUGUUUGAUAUCUAUGACCAGCCCGGCCUCUCCUACUGAAAUAAAACUCUGUUCUGUUCCAUCAAAUGAGGUGAAACAGAUUACUCCACUGUUACAGAUUACUCCAGAUUACUCCACCGUUACAGAUUACUCCAGAUUACUCCACUGUUACAGAUUACUCCACUGUUACAGAUUACGCCAGAUUACUCCACUGUUACAGAUUACUCCACUGUUACAGAUCACUCCAGAUUACUCCACUGUUACAGAUUAGAAGAGCAUCUGGUAUUACAGAUUACUUACCAUAGUCCCAAAUGAAGCCCACUCACAUGUUACAGAUUACAUAUAUACAUAAAACACUAUUUCAGAUUACUUAAUAUUGUUCCAGAGAAUCUUAUUCACUGUUACAGUUACAGAUGACUUACCACAGUCCCAACAAAACCUCAUCGACUGCAGCAGAUUACUGUAGUCCCGUCAGAAUCUUAUUUACUGUCAUGGGCUACUUACUGUACUUGUAAGUCCAUAGUCCAAGCAGAUAUCAUCGAACACUGCAGAUUAUUUACCAUAGUCCAAGCAGACAUCACCAAAUGCUGCCGAUUACUUACCAUAGUCCAACCAAACAUCAUCAAACGCUGCAGAUUACUUACCAUAGUGCAAGCAGACGUCAUCAAACGCUGCAGAUUACUUACCAUAGUCCAACCAGACAUCAUCAAACGCUGCAGAUUACUUCUUGUUAUGCCAUCAGAAGUGUUUCCGGUGCUGCGUGCUGUGUUCACAACAGAGGUCUGUUCAUUGUGGAGGACUAUCAACUGAGGCCCCAACAGAAUCCAGUUUACUGUUUCAUGGGCAGCUCUUCGCUAAGAGGAACAAAUAAGUCAAAUAAAUAUGAAUAAUAAUAAUGAUAAUAAAAACAUAUGAUCAAAUAUUAUCAUCAUCAGAUACACAUGAGUCAGAUGUUGCCAGGACAACAUCAAAGAGUAAACGUGUGUAUUCUCUGCCACUCAGAACAGGCUACGGAAUUAGUGAGAGAGAGUGUGGGUCAGCGCCUACUUAAUCACUCUUGAUUACCAUAGUGG